This is a messenger RNA of Parus major (Great Tit), 2700 nucleotides long. It is a transcript of the gene HDAC5, whose product is annotated as histone deacetylase 5. The transcript has 19 exons. The coding region runs from base 1 to 2700 and encodes 899 amino acids. The record is from RefSeq and is a predicted model, not a curated record. Gene Ontology annotation, biological process: chromatin organization. NCBI's taxonomy places the organism in Eukaryota, Metazoa, Chordata, Aves, Passeriformes, Paridae. Gene Ontology annotation, molecular function: histone deacetylase activity. Gene Ontology annotation, cellular component: histone deacetylase complex.
AUGGGCUUUGCACCGUGCAGUGGGGGGCUCCGCGUGCGCUCGGGGGGCCCUGCGGGUUCGGGGUUCCCGCAGUGUCGGGGGGCCCGUGCGCCAGAACGGCGGCGGCUCCGCAGCGCGGCCGGUCCGCGGGCGGGGGGGCCGGGGGGGCCCCGCUGCACCGCGCCGGGCUCGGCGCCGCCGGCAGCGCGAGUGCCCCGUGCCCCCCCGUGGGGUCCGUCCCGCCGCGUGGCCCUCGGGGGUGACACCCCCAGACCCCCCGGAUCGCGGCGAUGCCUCGGGCUCCCGGGCGGCGCGGGCACAGCCCCGGUGCCCCGGCCGGCGCUGACGGACACGCGCCUCUGCGAGCCCCCCCGGCAGCCGCCGGCCACCAUGGACCCCCAGAGCGACACAGAAAACUGCCCCUUUAAACAACUCCCAGCCCCCUCCGUCAUUCCCGGGACGUCCCCAUCCCUUUUCCCCCCCGACCCAGCGUGUCCGGCAGGGCCGGAGGGGCCGGAGGGGCCGGGGCCGGAGGCGGGGGUGGACGCGGGGCUGGCGGCGGCGCGGGAGCAGCAGCUGCAGCGGGAGCUGGUGGCCCUGAAGCAGCAGCAGCAGCUCCAGAAGCAGCUGCUCUUCGCCGAGUUCCAGAAGCAGCACGAGCACCUCACCCGCCAGCACCAGGUCCAGCUCCAGAAGCACCUCAAGCAGCAGCAGGAGGCCCUGGCCGCCCGUCGGCAGCAGGAGCUGGAGCAGCAGCGGCAGCGGGAGCGGCAGGAGCUGGAGCAGCAGCGCCUGGAGCAGCUCCAGAGCCUGCGCCCCAAGGACCGCGGCCGUGACAGCGCCAUCGCCAGCACCGAGGUGAAGCUGAAGCUCCAGGAGUUCCUGCUCAGCAAAACGAAGGAGUCGGGCCCCGGCGCCCCCAACCAUUCCCUCCCCCAGCACCCCAAAUGUUGGGCUCACCACACCUCGUUGGACCAGAGUUCCCCCCCCCAGACCGGCAGCCCGGGGACCCCCCCGUCCUACAAGCUCCCCCUCCUCGGCACCUACGACGGCCGCGAUGAUUUCCCGCUCCGCAAAACCGCCUCGGAGCCCAACCUGAAGGUGCGGUCGCGGCUGAAGCAGAAGGUGGCGGAGCGGAGGAGCAGUCCCCUCCUGCGGCGCCGCGACGGCUCCGUGCUCAGCGCCUUCCGCAAGCGCCACGUGGAGAUCACCGGUGCGUGGGGACACGCCAGGGGACACGGGCUGCGCUCACGGCCGGGGCUCGCUGCCUGCCACCCUGUCCCCGAGCCACCGGCCGCGUCCCCAGAGCCCCCGCGGGGCGCCGGGGCUGGUGUGACACACGGGGUGUCAGUGUGUGACACACGGGGUGUCACUCUGCCCCACCCCGCCCUCGCCCGCACCCAAUCGUCCCCCGCCAGCGUCAAACCCGCCCAGCCCGAGGGGCCCCCCAAACACCUCUUCACCACAGGUGUGGUGUACGACACGUUCAUGCUGAAGCACCAGUGCACCUGCGGGAACACCACCAUCCACCCCGAGCACGCCGGCCGCAUCCAGAGCAUCUGGUCCCGGCUGCAGGAGACGGGGCUGCUCGGCAAGUGCGAGCGGAUCCGGGGCAGGAAGGCGACGCUGGAGGAGAUCCAGACGGUGCACUCGGAGCACCACGCGCUGCUCUACGGCACCAGCCCCCUGAACCGCCAGAAACUGGACAGCAAAAAGCUGCUGGGUCCCAUCACUCCGAAGACGUACGCGGUGCUGCCGUGCGGGGGCAUCGGGGUGGACAGUGACACGGUGUGGAACGAGCUGCACUCGUCCAGCGCCGUGCGCACGGCCGUGGGCUGCCUGCUCGAGCUGGCCUUCAAGGUGGCCGCGGGGGAGGUCAAGAAUGGCUUCGCCGUCAUCCGUCCCCCAGGCCACCACGCCGAGGAGUCCACGGCCAUGGGCUUCUGCUUCUUCAACUCGGUGGCCAUCUCGGCCAAGCUGCUGCAGCAGCGGCUCAGCGUGGGCAGGAUCCUCAUCGUGGACUGGGACAUCCACCACGGGAACGGGACCCAGCAGGCCUUUUACAGCGACCCCCACGUGCUCUACAUCUCCCUGCACCGCUACGACGACGGCAACUUCUUCCCGGGCAGCGGCGCCCCCGAGGAGGUGGGCAGCGGGCUGGGCGUGGGCUACAACAUCAACAUCGCCUGGACCGGCGGCGUGGACCCCCCGAUCGGGGACGUGGAGUACCUGACAGCCUUCAGGACCGUGGUGAUGCCCAUCGCCAACGAGUUCUCCCCGGACCUGGUGCUGGUCUCUGCCGGCUUCGACGCCGUCGAGGGCCACCUGUCCCCGCUGGGUGGCUACUCCGUCACCGCCAAGUGUUUCGGGCACCUGACGAAGCAGCUGAUGAUGCUGGCGGGGGGCCGGGUGGUGCUGGCGCUGGAGGGGGGACACGACCUGACAGCGAUCUGCGACGCGUCCGAGGCGUGUGUCACCGCCCUGCUCGGCCUCGAGGUACGGGGGACACCCCCGAGCCCCCCCAGCCCUGCCCCAGGGCCGUUCCGGGGCGCACACCCCGUGCCGUGCCUCAGUUCCCCCUCCUUGCUCGGUGGGGGGCUCCGGUCCCGUCCCCGCUGUCCCUUUGGGGGUGCCGGUGUCAGUUUUGGGGGGCUCACGGCGUGUCCCCGCUGUCCCUUUGGGGGUGCCGGUGUCACCGGAGGGGCCUCGGAGCGAUUUUAG